Hyphopichia burtonii NRRL Y-1933 is the source of this 3231-nucleotide messenger RNA. RefSeq names its product acid protease. The transcript has 2 exons. Gene Ontology annotation, biological process: proteolysis. NCBI's taxonomy places the organism in Eukaryota, Fungi, Ascomycota, Pichiomycetes, Serinales, Debaryomycetaceae. Gene Ontology annotation, molecular function: aspartic-type endopeptidase activity. The record is from RefSeq and is a predicted model, not a curated record. Bases 1 to 3231 code for a protein of 1076 amino acids.
AUGAGAUUAUUGUUGUCUACAUUGAUCGCAGCAACGGUUACGUCGGUGACGGUUUGGGGUGCUGCUACUCCUGAUACCUCUGAUAUCGUUGGAGAAGAAAGUGGGAAUGGUAUAUAUAGGUUGGAUUUUGAUAUCCACCGAGGCACCAGUACCAGGGAUAUGACAAGACACGCCGAAGGCGGUAUAUCCAAACGAGAUGACAGUGUAGAAAUGGAAAUUAAGAAUCAAAGAAGUUUUUAUAUGGCUACUUUACGAAUUGGAUCCAAUAACCAAAAUUUAUCGGUUUUGGUGGAUACUGGAUCGUCUGAUUUAUGGAUCAUGGAGAAAGACCUUGACUGUGUGUCAGCAUCGUCUUCGUCUUAUAAAAAAAAUAUGGGAUUAAUUGCAUCGAGACCCAAUGCUACCAGAACUGAAAAUAUCAUUCAAAGUCAUCGGAAAAGUUGCUUGUUUUGUGAUGAUCAUGAAAAAGAUGGUUCUGAUGGUAGUUUCACCACCACCAUCAUAAGUACUGGUACUUCUGUCAGUAGUGACUUGGGAGGUGGUCUUAUUGGUGGUGGUGGAGGAAGCGGAAGUGGAAGUGGAAAUGAUGGAGGUGACUCUUCCUCUUCGGGAGGAUCAAAUACUUGUACUCAAUACGGAUCAUUCUCCACUUCAAGCUCUGAUUCGUUCCAUAAAAAUGAUAGUGCAAGCGCUUUCCAAAUCUCUUACGGUGAUGGUACUACUGCACUAGGAUUUUGGGGUUACGAUACCGUUAGAAUCGGGGACACUAGUGUUAGUGACUUAAGUUUUGCUGUUGUUAAUGAAACCGACUCUAACGUUGGGGUUUUGGGUAUUGGAUUACCUGGUUUGGAAACCACCUAUUCGUCUUCCUACCUGGGAAAUCCAUACCAAUAUGAAAAUUUACCUUUAAAAUUGAAAAAUAAUGGGUUAAUUCAUAAAAAUGCCUUUUCGUUAUAUUUGGGGGAUCAAUCAGCUAAAAGUGGUAAUGUCUUAUUCGGUGCUGUUGAUCAAGCCAAAUAUUCUGGAGAUUUACAAACUGUUCCCAUCAUUAACACAUUAAAAUCAAGUGGAUACGAUACUGCCAUUAGAUUCGAAAUCAUGGUUGAUCUGAUUUCAGUGAAUGACUCCAAUUCAAACGUUAACGUUACCAAUAAUAAAUAUACCGCCUUAUUAGAUAGUGGUUCUACCUUAUCAUAUUUCCCAACUAGUCUUUUUGAAAAAUUCGGUGAAGUUUUAGGCGGCAGUUAUUCCAGCUCCUCACAAGCUUAUGAAAUUGAUUGUAUCGAUAAUGAAUCAGUACAAGUUAUUUUCAAUUUUAGUGGUAAUGAAAUUAAAGUUCCCUUAACCAACUUAACCUUAUCUUCAGGUAGAACUUGUUACUUGGGGGUUUUGAAUCAAAAAAGUGACUACAUCUUAUUAGGUGAUAAUGCUUUGCGUUCAAUGUACCUUGUUUAUGAUAUAGAUGAUUAUGAAAUUUCAGUGGCUCAAGCCAAAUAUACCACUGACGAAGAUAUUAAAAUCAUUUCUUCUUCAGUCCCAGGUGCCACUAAUGCUGCCUACUACUCUUCUACUCUGUAUUCUGCUGCUUCCGAAGGUCAAGCUACUCAAACUGCCCUGUACCGUGGCUCUUCCAAUGGGAAACUGUCUGGGGCUGAAAAAUCUACUUCCUACAGUAAAGGCAUGGCAUUCUUUACUCUUCUUUUUGAUCAGUCUAAUGAUGAACCUUUGCCUCAUAGAGGUCGUAGCAACUCUUCUCCUCCACGACCAACCACGUCUACCAGUGACAACAAUGAACUGGAUGCUGAAAGUGCCGAAAGAUCGGGCUCAAUGAACUUGUUUGACCGUCUCAUGGAUAGUAUUUUUGAUCCUAGUUCCCGAAGAAAUGGAGGCUCAACCAAUACAAAUAGUGAAACUUCAAAUCCAGCUUCAAACUCACCUGCUCCUUCCAGUGAGCAAGGGAAUGAACCGGCUUUGAUUAUCAUUAACUAUGCGUUCACCGACUCCAAUAAUACCUCUAGUUCAUUGGUUAUGUCCUUGCCAAAUAAUCCGUUAUAUAGACACCCCGCCACCAUUCAUGAGUUUGUGAGGAUUGCUGCCCAGAUGGCCUAUUCUAGCAUAAAUGGCCAAUUGAACCGCCAAAGAGGUAUCACCAUGGAAAAAUUCAACUUGUUCCCGAUUAAAAAGGCACAUGAACUUAAAGAUAUACCGGAAUGCUCGAUUUGCUUUGAGAAAUUUGUUACUUUGAAAGAACAGAAAAAUUCACCAGCAAAGGAUAUUAAUACCGAUAAAGUCCCGACCAAAAAGAGAAAGUUGAAUAAUCUGUCAAGUCAAGCUUCAGUAUCUUCCUCUCAGGAACACGAUCACUUCCACCCGGGUUCUUCUAGUAUUCGUCCAGGGUCUUCAAGUAACCCCCCUGUUCCUUCAGAAAGUAAUUCACAACCUUCUACCCCCAAUGAACAGAGGGAAAGACCAAAAUAUUUAUCUGAAUUCUCAGGACAAGGAGAAUAUGCUCAUGUUGCCGUUGAGCUACCUUGUAGCCAUGUCUUUGGUAAGUCUUGUUUGUUUGAGUGGUUAAAAGAUCAUUCAACUUGUCCCUUAUGUAGACAGUCAUGUGCUGAUCCAGAACCAGAACAACAGGAUUCAAAUCCAUUGAAUAAUGACAAUACUUCUAAUAAUACUGAUAAUGACAAUCGAAACGAAUUGAAUAUUGAUCAAAUAUCAAGUCGAAUCUUGAACGGAUUAAAUGCAGCUUAUUCAAAUAGAGAUGAUAAUUCAAGUGAAAAUAAUCUUAGCCAAUCCAAUACUGAAAAUACUACUGAAAGUUCCAGACCAAUUGAUCAAUCAUCUACAAGCGAAUCUGGCGAACGAUCCAACGAUGAUGAUAAUUCAAGUCGAUCCACUAUACGCUCAAGAUUUUUCCCUGAGAUACGUUUUUUUGAUCGUUCUCAAUUUAGAAGGGCUUUCACUAGAUCUUCAGAUAAUCAAGCGUCUUCUCCCAGACCAACAAAUCCAUUAUUCCCCAAUGUUGUCGAGAGCAGAAGAACCGCUGAUGGUGUUGAAACCCGAACCGGUGAAACUAGACCAGAAAGAGGAGUAGAUGACGUUCUUGAUUUUCUUCAUUUGAGAAGUUUAUUUAAUCAACCCAGUAGAUCGGACACCAAUAAUAACUCGACUACCCAAAAUAAUGAUGAGCCAGUUGACGAGGAAUCAAGGUCAACUGAUCAGCCAUAA